AUGAACGUCCCCCAGCCCGUCCAAGCCCCCCUCACCAAAUCCGCAACCUUCCUCGUCCUCACCAUCGCCAACCCCUCCUCCCCCUCCUCCCUCAAAACCAUCCGCUCCGCCCUCGCCAGCAUCCACGACCUCUCCAAGAACGUCUCCAUCCGGGACCUCAACUCCAACUUCAGCGUCACCGUCGGCAUCGGCUCCGCAGCAUGGGACCUCCUCAUCCCCCCCUCAUCAUCAUCACACCUCCCCAAGCCAUCCGAGCUCCAUCCCUUCCGCCCCGUCCACGGCCAGCGCCACUCCGCACCCGCCACCCCCGGCGACCUGCUCUUCCACAUCCGCUCCGACAGGCGCGACAUCUGCUUCGAGUUCGAAAGCCAGCUCCUCCGCCUCCUCGGCGCCUCCGUCACCGUCGAGGACGACACCCAAGGCUUCCGCUACUUUGACGCCCGCGACCUCCUCGGCUUCGUCGACGGCACCGCCAACCCCUCCGCCGCCGCCCUCCCCGAAGCGGUCCUCAUCGCCGAACAAGACGACCACAAGGCCUGCGUGGGCGGCAGCUACGUCGUCGUCCAGAAAUACAUCCACGACAUGCCCUCGUGGCGCGCCCUCUCGACCUCCGACCAGGAAGCCAUCAUCGGCCGUACAAAGGCCGACAACGUCGAGCUCGACGACCAGGCCCCCGGCGCGCAGCAGCCGCACAAGACGCUCGCCACCAUCGAGGACGAGCACGGCAACGAGCACGGCAUCUUGCGCGACAACAUGCCCUUUGGCUCGCCCGGGUCCGGCGUCUUUGGCACUUACUUCAUCGGCUACUCGCGGAGGCUCUGGGUCGUGGAGAAGAUGCUCGAGCGCAUGUUUGUCGGGGAUCCGCCGGGGAAGCACGAUCGCAUCCUGGACUUUUCGACGGCCGUCACGGGCGGCACGUUUUAUGUUCCGCCGGGGUGGGUUUUGGGCGAGUUGGACGAGGAUUGA
Molecule: messenger RNA, 966 nt
Organism: Trichoderma reesei QM6a
Lineage: Eukaryota; Fungi; Ascomycota; Sordariomycetes; Hypocreales; Hypocreaceae
Exons: 1
Coding region: 1-966 (321 amino acids)
Cellular component (GO): cytosol
Molecular function (GO): peroxidase activity; heme binding
Source: RefSeq, a predicted model, not a curated record